Molecule: messenger RNA, 886 nt
Organism: Phragmites australis (common reed)
Lineage: Eukaryota; Viridiplantae; Streptophyta; Magnoliopsida; Poales; Poaceae
Product: SUMO-conjugating enzyme SCE1-like
Exons: 5
Coding region: 112-594 (160 amino acids)
Biological process (GO): protein sumoylation
Cellular component (GO): nucleus
Molecular function (GO): SUMO conjugating enzyme activity
Source: RefSeq, a predicted model, not a curated record
AAUGAAUUAAAUAAAAGGGAAAAGUAAAUAAAAAGCAGCUCGUCUUCGAAGUCUUUUACCAAACCCAAACCGGAGCGAGGAGAGCAGCAAGAAUUCCCCGCCGCAGCCGCCAUGUCGGGAGGGAUCGCGCGCGGCCGCCUCGCCGAGGAGCGCAAGGCCUGGCGCAAGAACCACCCCCACGGGUUCGUGGCGAGGCCGAAGGCGCUGGCCGACGGGUCGGCGAACCUCAUGGUCUGGAACUGCACUAUCCCCGGCAAGCAGGGGACUGAUUGGGAAGGUGGGUACUACCCUCUUACCCUUCAUUUCAGUGAGGACUACCCUAGCAAACCUCCCAAGUGCAAGUUCCCACAAGGUUUUUUCCACCCAAAUGUCUAUCCUUCAGGAACAGUUUGCCUUUCAAUUCUCAACGAGGAUAGCGGUUGGAGACCUGCUAUCACUGUUAAGCAGAUUCUAGUUGGAAUACAGGACUUGCUUGAUCAGCCUAAUCCAGCUGAUCCUGCACAGACUGAUGGUUACUACCUUUUCAUCCAGGAUCCGACGGAAUACAAGAGACGUAUUCGUCUGCAGGCCAAGCAGUAUCCUGCUCUGGUCUAACGAUGUUGUGUAUACUAGAGAUAAAUGAUCCAUCCUGCACAUCCGUUUAGUAGUUGCGACAUCUUAAAUUAUGCAUCUGAAUAUGAAUUUGACAAGAUAUAAGAUCUUUGGAGAACUGCCCAGUGUAAACUUGAACCUUUUGUGAUGUGUGGGUCCGGCAUUGGCUUAACAAAAACCAGUUCUGUAACUUCUGUAAGUGUUGGAGUGAUAUUUUGAUGACAUUGAACUUAAUUUUUUCCAUGAUAACUGCUUUUGUGUUAUUAAAAAAAUGUAUAUGCCUGGGAGUUACAUA